CUGCUUUUUGGUAUUCUGUUCAAGCUUGGCUAGGUGGUGAAUGUAUUCAAUUGAUUUUGAGAUCUAUUUUUUCAAAUGAUUUAAAUCAAACAAUAAAAGGUCAUGUCAAUGGAACAACACCAUUUCAAUUUUUGAGUUUUUUUCUUUUCUGGUUAAUCUCUUUACCUGCAAUUUGGUUUCCUCCCCAAACAAUUCGUCAUUUAUUCACAAUAAAAGCUGCAAUUGUUCCAUUUGCAGGAAUUGCUUUUUUAGUUUGGUCAGUUGUUAAAGCUGGUGGAAUUGGACCUGUUGUUCAACAAAAGACAUCAAUUUCAGGCUCAAUUCAUGCCUGGGCUUUUGUUAAAGCCUUAAUGAGCUGCAUUGCCAAUUUUGCUGCAUUGAUCUUAAAUGCUCCAGAUUUCUCUCGUUUCGCUAGAAAUAAAAAUGCUGCUUUUUGGCCUCAAAUUUUUUCAAUUCCAAUUUGUUUUUCAAUUACUUCUUUAAUUGGUAUUUUUGUUUCUUCUUCGUCAACAAUAAUUUACGGAAAGACCUAUUGGUCUCCUUUAGAGGUUUUGGGAAAUUUUCUUAAUGAUGGUUAUACUCCAAAAGAUAGAAUUGGUGUUUUUUUUAUUGGGUUUUCUUUUGCUUUAGCCCAAUUGGGUACAAAUAUUUCGGCGAAUUCAUUAUCAGCUGGUACUGAUAUGACUGCUUUAUUGCCUAGAUACAUCAAUAUUAGACGUGGUGGGUUUAUUUGUGCAGGAUUGGCAUUGUGUAUUUGUCCAUGGUAUUUUUUUCAAUCUUCUAAUAGGUUCAUGAGUUAUUUGGCAUCUUAUAGUGUUUUUUUAAGUUGCAUUUCGGGUGUCAUUUUAAGCGAUUAUUUUGUCGUUAGAAGAGGUUAUCUUCAAUUAUAUCAUUUAUACAGUGGUGACGUUAAAUCUGAUUAUAGAUUCAAUAAACUUGGAACGAAUUGGAGAGCAUAUAUUGCUUAUAUUUGUGGAAUUGCCAUUAAUAUCGUUGGAUUUGCUGGCGAUGUUGGAGCUUCAGUUCCACCUGCAGCCACUUAUAUUUAUAACUUGAAUUACUUUACAGGAUUCACUGCUUCAUUUUUGAUUUAUAUGAUUUUAACUUACUUUUUUCCUGUUUCUGGUCUUCCACUUGAGAAAUUUUUGACAAAAAAAGGAUGGUUUGAAGAAUGGCAGGAUGUUGAAAAUUUUGAAAUCACUAAAGAUUCUUUUGAAAAUGUUGAUAUUAUUGAAUUACAUUGCUUUUGACAUUUUCCUUUUUUAUUGUUUUUGUUUUUUUUUGUUUUUUCAUUGAUUUUAAUUGACAAGAGAGGUUGGUAUGGUGGGAUUGGU
Messenger RNA from Ascoidea rubescens DSM 1968, 1334 nucleotides. RefSeq lists its product as uncharacterized. Gene Ontology annotation, cellular component: plasma membrane. Gene Ontology annotation, molecular function: nucleobase transmembrane transporter activity. The record is from RefSeq and is a predicted model, not a curated record. Gene Ontology annotation, biological process: transmembrane transport; nucleobase transport. Lineage: Eukaryota; Fungi; Ascomycota; Saccharomycetes; Ascoideales; Ascoideaceae. Bases 351 to 1250 code for a protein of 299 amino acids. The transcript has a single exon.